Molecule: messenger RNA, 5709 nt
Organism: Hippocampus zosterae (dwarf seahorse)
Lineage: Eukaryota; Metazoa; Chordata; Actinopteri; Syngnathiformes; Syngnathidae
Gene: crim1
Product: cysteine rich transmembrane BMP regulator 1 (chordin-like)
Exons: 15
Coding region: 577-3381 (934 amino acids)
Cellular component (GO): extracellular region
Molecular function (GO): protein binding; serine-type endopeptidase inhibitor activity
Source: RefSeq, a predicted model, not a curated record
CCUAUUACAUGUAAUCCAAAAUUGUUUUUACUAAAAUAUGUGUACUUACGAAGUACUUAAGUACAGCUUGUGAGUACUUUUGCCACCGCUGUUCAUUUCCUCACUUGAGUUCAUUGAAAGUUCUUCAGUGUAGCAUCUUUGGUUCAUGGGCCGCGGUCCGCCCUUCCCUUUUGCUCCAUGUGACUGGUCGCUACGGGUGUCAAUCAUGGGGAGGGGUACACCGCUAAUUUCUAAAUGCCUGCUGUGUCAAUUUGGGUUUCAGUUUGCUUCCCCGUGUCGAGGCUGUCAGCAGGCUGCAGGCAGUAGCGGGUUCGAGGGGAGCUUUCGGAUUCCCGCACGUGUUUCAUCACAUGAGCUUCUAGGGGAGGGGGUGGGGGGGGCGUAAGUUUUACGUUGCAGUCGUUGAACCCUCAUUUGAAUCGAGGUGCCACUCAAGUGUGGCGGCGAGGGAAGACGCAGGACUUCACAGCAACUUUUACUUUUAGUUUUCGCCGUGGCUGCUUCAUCAUUUGACAAGCUUGACAACGCGAGAUUAUUUUUGGUUCACUUUUUCUUUUUUCUUUUUUUUUUUGCAAGAUGUUGCUGAAGAGGUCCGUUUUGAUGUUGACUGCGUUCUGUUUGGUUCGGGUGCUCGAGGCUGACGAGUGCACGCCGUGCCAUCUCCGGAAAUGCCACGCCAAGGCGACACAAGGCUGCGACGGUGGUCGGACCAUGGCCAAGGAUCCUUGCGGGUGCUGCGAGCACUGUGCCCGCUUGGAGUGGGAGCCGUGCGGGGGGCCGGACUGGAACCUCGGCUACUGUUCCCUGGGGCUGACAUGCGCCUCCGUCAACUCGACUGGAGCUGCCCUCAUCCCUGAAAUUGGGGUCUGUAAAAUGCUUCCGGAUUAUCCGGAGGCCGGCCUGGAAGACGAGCGAUGCCCACUGAUGACGGGCUGCGACAGAGAAGGAGAUCAGUGCGUUUGUGACGCCAGACACACCUGCCUGGGAUUUUUCACCUUCCCAGACCAGGAGACUUGCAUGAAGGCCCAUUCAGGGAAUCGGAACCAAGAGUCCCGGGAAAGGCACAGGCAGAAGUAUGUGGGACCGUCCAACCCGGCCUGCAUGUUCUCUGGAUGUAACCUGACCGCUGGCGGCUGCACGUGCGAGUCUCAGAGCUGCAGCCACCACUUUGCCUACAUCAACCGCAGCCAGUGCCAGGAAGCCGCAGAUGAACUCAGGUGCGCGAGCGUUACCUGUCCUGCCCUCCAGGCGUCGUCAUGCCCAAAAGGCUCAGUCUUGACCAAGAGCUACACACCUCCUGCUGGUUGCUGCCCCUCCAUUUCACCCCAGUGCACCUGCGACUUUGGGGCCUGCCGCCGACCCAACUGCCCGAGCGGGCAGCGUGCUGUGCCACUCAGCAAGGCCAGUGGUCAGCCUGGAGACUGCUGCGAUGUCUUUGAGUGCCAGAAAGUGUCCCCUAAGUGUGUGCACAACGGAAAGGAGUUCUCCGAUGGUGAAGUGUACCGAAUGGACCCUUGCUGGCUGUGCCAGUGCCGGGGAGGAAUCUCCUUCUGCUCCAAGGCGGAGUGCGCUGAGCUCGACUGUGAGAACUUCUACAUUCCAGAGGGAGAAUGCUGUCCUGUCUGCUUAGAUGUGGAGCUCCUCUCAGUAGACAGCACAAAGGCCAGCUGCUGGGUGAACAACAAGCUGCGAGCCCACGAGGAGCAGUGGAAAGAGGACGACUGCACCUUCUGCCAGUGUGUGGAUGGCGAGCCGCACUGCACGGCCAUGGCCUGCAAGCAAAGCUGCCAGAAUCCCGUCAAGAUCCCCGGCGAGUGCUGCCCCUUCUGCGAAGAACCUUCCUAUGAAACGGUCAGCCCCAUGCUGUGCCCUCCUCUGGAAAACUGCACCCUUUCCGAGAACGACUGUCCUCAUGGCUUCUAUCAAGACGUCAAUGGAUGUCUGCUCUGCCAGUGUCUUAAUAAUGACUCCUGCCCCGACCUGGGAAAAUAUUGUUCCCUGCAAUGCCCCACGGGAUACGAGAGGGACGUCUUUGGCUGCGAGGUGUGCGAGUGCAGCGUCCCUGUGCCCAGGUGCCGACCUUUGACCUGCGCCAAGACCUGCCUCUAUGGAUUUGUUCGCAACAAGCACGGCUGUGAGAUGUGCCGCUGUAUCAGGUGCCCCCCCUUCACCUGCGACAAACACUGCAGCGAUGGCUACAGGAAGAACAAGAAGGGCUGCUCGAUCUGCAUGUGCAAAGAUACUGCCCGUUCCCCGAGCACCACCGCCCCCAUCCCAGUUCCCGGCUUUUGCUUUACCUCGAAUGGCAACCGCUAUGAGGAAGGCGAAAGCUGGCAUGAUGGUUGCCGUGACUGCUACUGUCAUUCCGGACGAGAGAUGUGCGUGCUCAUAACCUGUCCUGUGCCCAGCUGCUCUCAUCCAGUCAUGAAGCCUGACCAGUGUUGUCCUACGUGUGAGGACGAAUCAGGUAGUGGCCUGCCGGAGGGGAUGGACAUGGUGGUGUGCAGAGCCCCUGGUGGGGAAUUUUACGUGGAAGGGGAGACCUGGGACCUGGAUGAGUGUAUACGUUGCACCUGCAGACAGGGGCGUGUCCUAUGCGACACUGAAGUUUGUCCCCCGGCUCUGUGCCAGACACCAACCAAGAACCAGGACACCUGUUGUCAUGUGUGUCUAGAGGAGACACAGAGUCCGCUACUGCCAGUGAACACCAGCCAGCAGGAGUACUGCAUCACCAACGAUGGUGACGUGCUUCUAGCAGGAGACUCUUGGAAGACCAACGCUUGCACCAGCUGCAUCUGCAACAACGGCACCAUUCAGUGUUUCUCUCAGCGUUGCCCACCUGCCAACUGCAGGGUGCCCGUCUUGCGCAAGGGCCAGUGCUGCCCGUACUGUCUUGAAAUGACGACAUCUGCGCCAGUGUUGUUGUCCACCGUCGCCCCCAAAACGAGGCUCACCACUAGUGUGCGGCGGGCUGGCGGGAACGCCGAUGUCACCGAACCGCCCAUUGUUGCAGACACAGAUGAGCCAGUUUUGGGUGAAAAUUACCCCAACCAAACACAGAUGGCCCUCAUCUACCAGUCAGCCGCCUGGAUACUGGCAGGUCUCCUCUUGGCCAUCAUCAUCUUCCUAAUUGUUGCUGUGCUUAUCAACAAGAAGAAGAAGUGGGUGCAGAUGUCCUGCUACAGUGCUCCAAAGAAGACUGUGAUCCUGAAGCAUGUGAACAAGAACCAGGUGGUAUAUAUGGAGCCCUCCAAGGAGAACAAGUUUCAGAACGUGAGGAACGACUGCGGGAUCCAUUUCUCCCCCGAGACGAGUUCUCCUUGUUCGGACAAGAUGAGCAUCCCAAGAGCCAAGCUGGCGAACAACUGGGCGGUGCGUUAACAUCAGCCUUCAGCAGAUCGCAACUGUCCGCCACAUCACACCCUCUCGUACUGCUGUCAUCUAUGGUGACUUAUGCGUACACACACACACACAUGCACACAUACACACACCAUGGAUGCAACCUGCUACUUGCGCUUCACUCUAUGUGAGUGGAAAACAAGAGGACACCCCACGUUGGUUAAAGCAAGAAUUUCAUGUGAACUUUCUAGUGUGUAUGAACCUUCUCUGGCAUGGACAGACGUCACUCACGUGAGCCGCUGGGAGAAGACACACAAGUCACUCGGCUUUACUGCACAAUCGCUGAGGCUUCUCGGUCAGACUAACUUAGAACGUUGUAACUCUUGUCACCUGAUUUCGCCUCCUUGUGGACUAGUACAAAGGGGGGGGGGGGGGGGGAUGUUCCCGGAUUGGGGGGGGGGGGGGGGGCAGGAGGGGGAUCUUAAGAGGUUUACAGCAGUGCUUCAUGGAUGUUGUCAGUACAAUUAGCAGGGAGGCCAAAAGAACUGGUAAUCCAUUUGGAUCCACCAAAUUGUUACAGUCCGACAGGCUUUAUAGACAUCCUGCGUUAGAGAAUGUGUGGUUUGUUUAGUUUGUGUAUAUUGCAGCAGUACUGUAUUCAUGUUGUUCUAGUCCAACUUUUUUUUUUUGGACAUCUUCUUAGGGCCAAAUGUAUGCUGGUUGAAACAUUCCCACCAUGUGCUCAAAUCUUAAAAAAAAAAAAAAAUCAGCCCAAAGAAAUCCCUCUGGAAUCUUUCAUGAAAGAACGUGAGCUAACGGUUUUUCCACACGACUUACGGUGAAUUAUGCAGCGGCCUGGUUUUCAUAUUUCAUCCUAUCUGGAAGCUGAAUAAGUCCAUCUCAGAAGAAUGUUAUAAGCGAAAGAGGAGACAAAAUUGUUGUCGUUUCAGGGCUCCAGACUGCCCCUAAAUGGUGUCUUUUUGCUCCGAAAUUAUGAGACAGUGCAAGUAAAACAUUUUCAUCUCCCGUGCGACCACUAAUUUUUUGUUGUUGUUUUGUUUUGUUUCUGACAAACUGCUCCACGAUUUGAAUGUUGCCAACGACUCCUUUUAAAGCAUUCAUGCUACAGCCUUAAAGGUUUGUUUAUAAACUGUUUAAAUGUAACUGCUUAACAAACCACAAAAAAAACCCCAGUCCAAAUCACUCCUGAUUCAUGUCAUUGAUGUCACUUUUGGUUGUUUUCUUUUACGUUUCAGAAACGUGAAGAGGCAACAUAAGGUUUGUGAAAGGAAGCCUGGAAAAAAAACUGGUUGAGCAUUAUUUGGAUGGUAUGCCGAUUUGUAUAAAGGAAAAAGAAGAGUGUUUCUAGUUGCCAAGGACGUAUUUGUUACUCACGCAGUAGCAUAAUUGUAAUUGUCACGGGAGACGGAGCAAAACAAAAAUAAUUCAAACUAGACCGUAAUACAAGAGCCACAAAAAAAAACGUUUCUGUGAUGAGAAAAAAAGCCCAUUUGAUUAUAAUGUAAUACGACUAAAAUAUAUUUUUGUCAGAAAAAAAAAUAUUGCGAGAAUGUUAAUGUUUCAAUUGUUUAAAAUUUCCGAAACAUACGUGUAAGAUGCUCGGCUUUUCUCUGCUUUUUUUUCUCCUUUUCGGUGAGGCAUUAGCAUUCCGCAAAACAGCUUGUUAUUUAACAUGAGCGCGUAAAACGUUUUUAUGGGGGGGAAAAAAUGCAGCACUUUCCGACUCGGUUGUUUUUUUUCUUUUUUUCUGUUGUUUUUCCUUGAAACUGCAGGAUUCUUGGAGGAGGAUAAACACGCUAAUCGGGGAUUUGAUGGCCUCAUUAAAGCACUCCAGUAAACACAAAUUGUUCGAGCUGGUGGCCAUGUGCUACACCAAUCGGAUCAAAAUAGAAUUCCGUUUCAGUCCUCACUCAAACCAAUGCCAACCUGUUUGUCCAAAACAAAUGUGAUUGUGAUGCCAAAAUUGGUCGUUCGGUUGAUAUUGGGGUGUUCUCGUGACUCGGAUUUCUUUGAUUCAUGAUCAUGUGCUUUAAAAUGUGUGAAAGAUUCCUUGUCCUUUGUUCUACCUUGUGUAAAAAGCUAGUCGAGAUUAGCUAAGCAGAAGAGUACCUUAUUUAUUUUUUCACAUAGCCUUAUUUAUUAAUACUAUAGUUUGAGUUUUUCUUUUCUUUUUUUUUGUUGAAUGAACUUUGGUCGCCAAAGCUGCUGUACAUUUUAGAGCAUUUACACCAAUCUGCUAUAUUCAGUAUCAUCGCCUUAUUUAUUUCUCUGUUCCAAGCCCUGUAAAUAAGUGAAACUGUAACAUUUACUCUUUUUUUUUUUUUUGGAGAAAUAAACGUGUGAAACGUA